AAACCUCCGGUGUGAUGCUUCAACCUCUUAAUUACCACCAAAAGUUUCCGAAAGACACAUUUUGACUUGUAUGGUGAAACCCAAGAUGUACAUGAUAAUCCUUUUUCUUAUUUAUAGACAAAAUGAUAAAUUUUUGUAAUGAAAAGAACUAUAUCCUGUGCAGGUUGUGUUUUCAUCAAACCUAGAGGAGUUGCAAUUGUGCUCGAUUGAGCGUAUUAGCACCAUAUGGCACACUUCGAUGAUAUCUUGUUUUGAGAAACUGAAGAUAUUAAUUAUUCAUGACUGCAAAGAUCUGGAAUACCUAUUCUCAUCUUCGGUUGAAUCGGAUUCAGAAGGGAUGAUCCAACCUCUCCUUCCAAAACUAAAGAGGUUAGAAUUGGGAGAUUUGCCCCGGUUGAAGAGCAUCUGUAGGGAGAGGGCAGCAAUGGUAUGUAAUUCUCUUGAAUCGAUUGUAAUUUGGAAUUGCUAUAGCCUAAGAAGGUUCCCUCUUUAUCUUCCCCAACUUGAAAAUGGACAACCAUCUCCUCCUCCUUCCCUCAAACAAAUCGUAGUAUGGCCACAUGAAUGCUGGAAAUCUUUAGAGUGGGACCAUCCUAAUGCAGAGCGUGUCCUUCUAGAAUUCUGUGGAAGAUAUCAUUCGUUUCCUUUCAAAUUAGUAGAAGGGCGCAUUAAAAGGUUAGAGUUCACCGAUAUUGAUGUAGAGAUUACUUGGCUGCCACCAUCCGUACAAGAAUUAGUUCUUAAUCGAUGCAACUACUUAAGAAGCUUAAAUGAUAUCUCUUCCACUAAAGAUGCAGAAGAAUUGGAGUGCUGCAGGAUUUGGAACUGCAAUGGCGUGAAGUGUUUUCUUUCCUCGUCCAUAAAUCUACUGGCCCAAAAGCUUGAGGUUCUGGAUCUUUUUAGUUUGGAAAACUUGGAAGCCCUUUUUGAAGCAGAGGCAAUUACCAAGUCACCACUACCACCUGACACUUUUUCAUCUCUUAAAACCAUAGGUGUUUGGCACUGUCAUAAAAUAAAGACGUUGUUCCCCUUUUGGAUGAAUCUCCAGAGUCUAGAAGAAAUUAACAUUGGAUUUUGCAAUCAGAUGGAAGAAAUAAUAGUAUGGGAUGCAGAAGAAGCAGGAGGAGAAAAAGAAGGGGUCAUCCAACUCAUUCUUCCAAAAUUAAAAAUUUUAGAUUUGAAAGAAUUGCCCGCAUUGAAGAGCAUCUGUAGCAGGAGGGCACUAAUGGUAUGUGAUUCUCUAAAAAAGAUUCGGAUCUGGAAUUGCGAGGGCCUAAGGAGGAUCCCUCUUUAUCUUCCUCUGCUUGAUAACGGACGACCAUCUCGUCCUCCUUCCCUCGAAGAAAUCGUAUUAUGGCCACAAGAAUGGGGGGAAUCGUGGUGGGAAUCGUUGGAGUGGGACCAUCCCAAUGCAAAGGAUGUCCUUCUUCCGUUCCUUAAUUUCACUCCGCGGUGGCACUAAUUUUCUUUAAUCAAGGAAGAGGAAGAAGAAAUCACCUAUUGUCACUCUGCAACAGUCAUCUUCACCAUGGCUCCCCUAAUCGUUGUGGAAAAGGAAGCUGAGAUAUCCACCUCUAUCUCUUCAGGGGCGUCAAGGAAUUUGGAUACUUCUCAAAAGAGGAGCCCCGCAAUUCUUUAUUUGCAGUGCAUUGUGAGUUGUAUCAAUUUCUGUAACUGGUCUUUUGGUCCUGGGAUUUUUUUGAACUCAAUUGUAUUGGCAUUUUGUGUGUUGGAUUUGGUAUUAGGAUGCAAUUCCAAUGGAAGUUUGGGUUUCUUGUAAAUGUCAGGUUAGUAAUACUAUGUAUAGGAGUUUUGGGGUGAAAUGCAGUUGAUUAAUCAAAUAACUAGUAUCGU
Molecule: messenger RNA, 1854 nt
Organism: Rubroshorea leprosula
Lineage: Eukaryota; Viridiplantae; Streptophyta; Magnoliopsida; Malvales; Dipterocarpaceae
Source: the annotation of a GenBank genome assembly